Phytophthora sojae is the source of this 464-nucleotide messenger RNA. RefSeq lists its product as hypothetical. The record is from RefSeq and is a predicted model, not a curated record. Lineage: Eukaryota; Oomycota; Peronosporomycetes; Peronosporales; Peronosporaceae. The coding region runs from base 4 to 411 and encodes 135 amino acids. The transcript is spliced from 4 exons.
ACCAUGGCGAACGUGAUGCUGACGAGCGAGGCGGCCAAGGACCCCAACAAGCCCUUCGCGCUGCGCGUGGAGGACGUCUGCGUCAAGUUCGACGAGCUGGUGUCCGAGUGCCUCACGCUCGUGCAGUCCGAGGAGCAGUUCCCUGAGGGCGAGGGCCAGACGGGCGUGGAGGACCAGGUGGUCAAGAAGCUCGAGCAGUUCAACUCGGUGUGCGACGAGCUCUACAAAGAGAUACUGCGACGGAAGGAGAGGCUGCUGAACCUCAUGGAGAAGAGCCCCAAGAACGUGGAUCUGCACCGCCAGAUCCAGACGGCGGGCAACCUGGCGCAGGUGGUGGGCGACUUCCGACACUUCCUCGAGACGGGGGUCAAUGCCACACCCCAACAGCCACCGCAGCAGCCCAAAGAGUAACUUCUCACAAUCAAAGAGAGCGGGCCACGCGCCCGCAGUUGUAUUUUCGACCU